CGGUCAUGUGAUCAGCUGUGUCCAAUCACAGCUAAUCACAUGAGACAUGUACACUGAUCAUCAGGGCACUGAUGAUCAGUGUGCCCUGAUGAUUAGUGUAGCCCCAACAGUGCCACCUGUCAGUGUCCAUCAGUGCCUACCAGUGCACAUCAAUGCCACAUAUCAGUGCCCAUCUGAGCUGCCUUUCAGUGUCACCUGUCAGUGCCACCUAUCAGUUGUGCCAGUCAGUGCCACCUAUCAGUGCGCAUCAGUGCCGCCUAUCAGAGCUGCCUUACAGUGCCCGUCAGUGAUGCCUGUCAAUGCCCAUCAGUGCCACCUACCAGUGCCUCCUCAUCAGUGCCACCUAUCGGUGCCCAUCACUGCAGCCUCAUUAGCGCACAUCAGUGAAGGAGAAAAAUCACUUAUUUACAAAAUUUUAUAACAAAAAAACUAAGAAAAACGUUUUUUUUUUUUCUAAAUUUUCAGUGGUUUUUGGUUUGUUUA
Molecule: messenger RNA, 483 nt
Organism: Staurois parvus
Lineage: Eukaryota; Metazoa; Chordata; Amphibia; Anura; Ranidae
Source: the annotation of a GenBank genome assembly